Molecule: messenger RNA, 3656 nt
Organism: Acanthaster planci (crown-of-thorns starfish)
Lineage: Eukaryota; Metazoa; Echinodermata; Asteroidea; Valvatida; Acanthasteridae
Source: RefSeq, a predicted model, not a curated record
UUUGGGGGGGGGGCAAAACUAGACUCGCUUCGUGACGCACUGGGUGACACUCGGUGCUCGUACACAGAUGUAGGUGCCCGUCCGUAGUAAAGUCACUAUCACAGCUUGCGCUCAAGUCUAUGAUUUGACAGACGGCAUCCUGAGUCAAGUUUUCGACGUGCCACGAUAUCUAGUCCCAGAUACGUCAAGCAUCGAUGAGACUUCCGAAAUAAAUUACACCUCGAAUUCUCCAAACAAUAAUUGGACCUAUACCCGCUCACCAAUCUACACAUGGACUCUGAUCUCUAUUCGGUCAAAUCCAACACUAUCUCGAGCGAGAUUCAUAUCAACCCAGAACGGGCUUGUGCUGUUACUCAAUGGCUACGUGUACAUGUGCAAAUUCAUUAUUGAGACUGUUGGCUUCAGACAGACAGGUAAACAACCAGAAUAUUUCACAAAUCACGCUCAACAAACCCACCCAAACCAAUCAAGUAAUUUAUCCCUCCAAGUCGAAAAGGCUCCUUUUACUUUCUCUAUUCUGUAAACUUUCUGCACUCGGAUUUUCUACAAAGACAGUGGGGUCCCGUUUCUUUUUAAGUCAUCGAGAAUCAGUAUGAAAUGUCAUGAAAGGCACCAUUGAUCCUACCGGUCAAGUAACAUAACACGCUGCGGCCUUUGGUGACUUCUGCGCAUAAUAGUGAACAAAACUGUCUCAAGCCUUGCAUUGAAUAACACAGACGUCAUUUCCAGCGCGAAGGACCCGAUAUAUGACAGAUAUAACAUUAUUGGUUUGAUAUUGCGGACCAACACGACAAACUGGAAAGGAUAAGAACCCGAUAGGGUUGCAGCGGAGCCACAACUGAUUACCCGCAGUGCGAAUUAGGAGUGAGUGGAGGACGGUGACUUAGGCUCCUCAUCAGCCGAGCUGUUGGCAGCUGAUGAUCCUGUAGACAGCGUGGGGCAGUAAUCCAACCUCAAGGAGCAAAACUGAACACACACGAGAUGGUGCAGCUCGUCUGUUCAACGCAGACUAACCACUGACCGCCGCCCUACGGCCAAGAGGCAGGUCUUCCUGAAGGGCAUCGCUAGAGAGGGGAGCCACAGGGAGGAAUUCCUCUUUCCACGCUAGCCUGUGUCACAGCAUGCAUAUGAAGAGCCGGCAGCCAGCUGGUAGUAAAACGCCAACAGACAGCAAGCCCAAGUGGUUCGAGGACGCCAAAAACACACACAAGCACCAAGCUAAGUAUCUUGGCAAAAUUCUGAGCAUGAAGGAAUCGCUCGCUAGAGAGGAGCAGCAGCGGCAGCAGCAGGCGGGAGGGCUCGUCAGCAGGUUAAAGAACAGUGGCAGCAGUGGGAUGGCAGACCCAGGUACGGCCACUAGUUACAACCAAGUGUCAUCGACUAACCCAGGAUUUCCAAACAGAGGAGCCAAGACAAAAUUCCGCGAGAUGGGGAAAGGGCGAUCCCCUCCAGAUUUGUACCCAAUUGACAUUGUCCAGGGAAAAGCAAUGUUCGAUAAAGGGAGCAAUCCACUGCAGCGGGACAAACAAAACAAGUGGUGGAGGUCAGGAAGCCUCGAAGAGAGACACCUGAUCAAAAGAAGCUCCAAGGACAUGCCCAAGAUUCUGCCGCCAAUGGCCACCAUACCGUCAGUGGACAGACGGUCCGGAUACUGCGAAAAGCUGAAGAGUUACUCGGCAACCUGUACAGGAUCCAAGGUCACCAGAGAGGAGCCGGAGAGGGACAAGAUGAUUGACUUAAAAAUGCCUGUGAAGAAGUCGGCCAAGGCAUUCAGCCACAUGAAAGGGGCUAACAAGACCCCUGGGAAACUUUGUAAGACGCGGCCUUCAGAUAGGCCAUUGAGGAGAACGCAAUCUCUGGACUUUCGGUGUGAGCUGGCUCCUGUUCAUCCAACGGCUAACAUGGACACUGACAUAUCAGCACAGUCAUGCCAACAAGGCCGUCACAGAAGCAACACUGGUGACUAUGCUAGGAAGGGCAGCACUUACGUGCUGACGAAACAAAGCUCACUGAGCGAGCUGAUGGACAAGAUGGAAGUCUUGGAGGGUGCAGUCGGGGGUGCAGCUGACGCAAUGGAGUACUCAGACGGGGGCUGCGUGGCGACAGCAACAAAUGAUGAGCCGAUGAUACCAGAUGACAUGUUGAACUGUGUGCCCCUUUCUACCGUCGACAGAGACGAGCACCGUGUCUCCACCCAAUCUCGUGGGGGGAACGUCAGAUCUCUGCUAGAGGUUUCCAACCAGAGCCUCCUAGAGCUACCGUCAUCUGAGCAACAUAGCCUCCUCCAGCGGAGGCACACCUUGCCAAUCAUCAACCUCCGACCUCCGACCCCGAGACUCACGGACCGCGACGAGAAGACCGCAGACGACCAGAUGGGUCGGAUUCUGCGAAAGGUCGUGUGUCAGUCGGUGCUGCGCAAACGGGAACUAAGCAAGUUGUGCGAGGAUAUCGAGGAAUUUAAUGAAAUCAAUACAGUACUAUCAGGGCAUCUGGAAAGGUGAAGAAAGUAUGAAGGGAAUUAUGAGGUUUAUUUUGAAUGUCUAUGUACGGGCAUCACUGAUGGCUUCAGCUACCUUGUGACUUCCACCCUCUAUGAUUCAAUCUCAUAAUGCUUGCCUGCGGUACAUUUUCAAGAUCCGAGAGAACAGUUACUGUAAUUUCGCAAAGGGCAAGACAGUUCAUAAAACAUUUAAUUGGUUUAUUCAGUGUGGUUUAGUCGAGCAAAAUUCUUUGUUUAAAACAUGUGCAUCACACGCUUUCAGUAUUAGCCAGUGUUACACUAUAUUUCGAACUUUUGAGUUUCGGAGGGGUGUGGUCGCUUUUGGGAGGACAGACCCACCGCAUUACUUGCCACAUGUGUGUGCUUGUUUGGUAAUGCUCUCAAUCUAGUGGGGUUUUGAGCAAAAAUUUUAAAAAGUUAGUGCUUUUGCCAAUAAAACACUGGCAAACAUGAUUUUCUUGCGCAUUUUUGUUUUUCAUUUGAAAACUACCCAUGACGUCACACUUAAUCAGAGUUUGUCAAACUUUUUCAUAUCAGCUGAAGUGAACCGUAGAUAUAGUCAUGCUUGUGGGUGUAGUCAAUAAUUCUUGCCACUUUGAAAAUUCAAAUUUCGUCCUGCCCCGGAAGAGUAUCCAUUUUGAGAAAAUCUCGAUAAUUUGACACCAUGUACUCCAGUGUCGGUUACCAAGGAAACACUUUUCACUAUAACUGUCUGGCAGGACUGGUUGACUGCGUUAGCUUUGAUUCCAUGUGCAUACAUUUACAUUUAUCUAUAUUCGGUGUUACUGUUACUAUUGUAGUUCACCUAUUUUGUAUGCUAAAUUUUAAAUGCAGUCAAACAUGAAUGAUAUCUACAUGCAUAGGCAUCAUUUUGUUGUAACAAAAAGUCAUGCUUUGUCUUAUUUUAGACUUUUAUUUGACAGGGUAUCAAUAUUACAAAAGAAGGCUUUGUUUGCUUUGCUUUGAUUUCUGUGGUGUUUUAAAAAGUGUAUCAUCAGUUUUGAGAGUUAACUGUGUGCAUCUCUUUAACACUCUAGGAGUAAUAUUUGUCACUGUGGUAAAAGCAAAGAUCGCACUUCGAAAAUCAACUCCCUUGUCACUUGUUUCCGUCCACUUUGCUUGUACUGAAGAAUACUAUUUACCUGCAUAGUUUGUG